GAGCGGGAGGCGAGCGGGUGAUUCCCUCCGGCUGCUCGGGGGUGGGCGCUGCGGGAACACACUGUGCUGGAGCAGGGGAAGCCAGCUGCGUGGCGCUCCCCGCACCCGCCCUCGCCGGCAGGGCACAGGCCUGGCUGGGAAGGCAGAUCUGCUCUGCCUUGUCUGCCAAGCAGCCCGGGGUGAGGAUUCCCCCUGGCCAGGUGUGAGGACCUUUCCCUUGGCCAGGACCUAGGUCACCCUCAGCACUGCCACUGCCUGCCCUGGCACUAGGUGCCUUCCCCACCCCCCAGCUCUCCACACCGGGUGCAGCACAGGACUUGCCUGGUUCAGACGUGCAGGCCUGGGCAGUGCCCUGAACAUGGCCCAGUGCUUGACCAGGGCACCCUGCCGGGGGGGGCACGUGGUGGCCCUGCAGAUGCCGGAAGGUCUCCUCAUGUUUGCCUGCACCAUCGCCGACAUCAUUGAGAGGUUCACAGGGGCCGAGGCCAUGGUGAUGGGCGACGUGACCUAUGGCGCGUGCUGCGUGGACGACUACACUGCCAGAGCGCUCGGCGCAGACUUCCUGGUGCACUACGGACACAGCUGCCUGAUUCCCAUCGAUGCCGUGCAGGGGAUGAAGAUGCUGUACGUGUUCGUGGACAUCAAGAUCGACACGUCUCACUUCCUUGAGACCGUGCGCUUCAACUUCCGCCCGGGCGCCCGCCUGGCCCUCGUCAGCACCAUCCAGUUUGUCUCGGCCCUGCAGGCUGCCUCGCAGGAGCUGCGCCCGGACUACGAGGUCUGCGUCCCGCAGUGCAAGCCGCUGUCCCCAGGUGAGAUCCUGGGCUGCACGUCCCCUCGGCUGGCACAGGACACGGAUGCCAUUGUGUACCUGGGGGACGGGCGCUUCCACCUGGAGUCCAUCAUGAUCGCCAACCCCGGGAUCCCUGCCUACAGGUACGACCCCUACAGCAAGGUCUUCUCCCGGGAGCACUACGCCCACGAGCGCAUGCAGCGCGCCCGCCAGGAGGCCAUCCGCACCGCCGCCCGUGCCCGCACCUGGGGGCUGAUCCUGGGCACGCUCGGGCGCCAGGGCUCCACCCACGUCCUGCAGCACUUGGAGUCGCGUCUCCAGGCCCUGGGGCUGCCCUUCGUCAGGGUGCUGCUGUCUGAGAUCUUCCCCAGCAAGCUGCAGCUCUUCCCCGACGUGGACGCGUGGGUGCAGGUGGCCUGCCCCCGGCUCUCCAUCGACUGGGGAGAGGCCUUCAGCAAGCCGCUGCUGACGCCCUACGAGGCUGCCGUGGCUCUGAAGGAGAUCGAGUGGCAGCAGACCUACCCCAUGGAUUUCUACGCCAACCAGUCCCUGGGAGCCUGGACUCCCAAUCACGCCAGUCACCAGCCACAGCGGGGUCCCCGCCAGCCAGCGCAGAAGCAGGUGGCUGGGCCGCCCGGCGUGAAGGAGCCGUGCCGUGACUGCCGCUGCCAGGACACGUCGCCGUCGCCAGCACCACGGCCCGAGGCCCCAGGCGCAGCCAGCAGGCCCCCACCCGCGGAGCAGCAGCCGGGGCCCAAGUGCCCAGGGACAAACCCCCCUGACGCGGGCGCUGGCGAAAGGGGCCGGGUCGCCAGCCCGGUGGAGUGACUGAUGCCCUUGGUCUGUCCCCAGGGAGGCAGGCGUGUGCGGGGCCUGCGGCGCCUGGCCCUUUCCCGGGCAGGACGGGGUUGUCCAGGGCUGGGCCUGCCUCGGCGCCCGGGCAGUGGUGCCAGCGCCUUUGGCGGCGGGAUGGACGGAGAAAGAGCUGCACCCAUGCCACGGGGCACUGGCCUCUGCCCCCCACGCACUGCAGGGGGGUGGAGACGCACAGCGUGUGGCUGGAAACCCAGGCUGGGUGCAGGCCUGGCCGGGUGCUCAGCUCUGCUCUGGGCCCCCCUUCUGAGCAUGCAGCACCCCGCUGUCUGCUGCACCCCGGAAAUAAACCCUGCUCCCGCUG
Messenger RNA from Gavialis gangeticus (Gharial), 1970 nucleotides. RefSeq names its product diphthamide biosynthesis 1 (gene DPH1). Lineage: Eukaryota; Metazoa; Chordata; Crocodylia; Gavialidae. The record is from RefSeq and is a predicted model, not a curated record. The transcript is spliced from 11 exons. Gene Ontology annotation, biological process: protein histidyl modification to diphthamide. Gene Ontology annotation, molecular function: 2-(3-amino-3-carboxypropyl)histidine synthase activity. Bases 359 to 1621 code for a protein of 420 amino acids.